AUGGUGUCUGUCAAGGUUCUUCUUGUUGUUGCUGCCAUUAAGGGUUGGUCUCUUAGUCAAUUAGAUGUCAAUAAUGCUUUUCUUCAUGGAGAUUUGGAUGAAGAGGUGUAUAUGGCUCUUCCACAGGGGUUUCACAGCCAGGGGGAGGUUGUUUUCUAUGUAGAUGAUGUUUUGAUAGCUUGCAAUGACAAGGCUGAAGUGGACAAGUUUAAAAUCAUGCUGGAUGAUAAGUUCAAGCUUAAGGAUUUGGGUAAUUUGAAAUAUUUCCUUGGUUUGGAAGUUGCAAGAUCAGACAAAGGAAUUGCCCUUUGUCAACGGAAAUACACCCUUGAGCUGCUCAAUGAUGCUGGUCUAUUGGGCUAUAAGUGUGCUAAGACCCCUAUGGAGCACAACUUAAGACUUAGCAAGUUUGAAGGAGAAGAACUUAAAGUUCCCAGUCAUUACAGAAGGCUUGUGGGCAGGCUCUUGUACUUAACAAUUACAAGACCUGACAUCACAUUUGCUGUCCAUAAACUCAGUCAGUUUAUGUCCAAGCCAAGGAGACCCCAUUUGGAUGCAGCACAUAGAGUGUUGCAGUAUUUGAAAGGUGAACCGGGCAAAGGACUUAUGUUUUCUUCCAACACAGACUUGCAUUUGAAAGGAUUUGCAGAUGCAGAUUGGGCUGCAUGUCCUGACACUAGGAGAUCCGUGACUGGCUAUAGCAUCUUCAUUGGUGAUUCUUUAGUAUCUUGGAAAUCCAAGAAGUAG
Quercus robur (English oak) is the source of this 747-nucleotide messenger RNA. RefSeq lists its product as uncharacterized. The transcript is spliced from 2 exons. The record is from RefSeq and is a predicted model, not a curated record. The coding region runs from base 1 to 747 and encodes 248 amino acids. NCBI's taxonomy places the organism in Eukaryota, Viridiplantae, Streptophyta, Magnoliopsida, Fagales, Fagaceae.